This is a messenger RNA of Castor canadensis (American beaver), 2575 nucleotides long. RefSeq names its product NOP2 nucleolar protein (gene Nop2). Gene Ontology annotation, molecular function: RNA binding; rRNA (cytosine-C5-)-methyltransferase activity. Gene Ontology annotation, biological process: maturation of LSU-rRNA; rRNA base methylation. Gene Ontology annotation, cellular component: nucleolus. NCBI's taxonomy places the organism in Eukaryota, Metazoa, Chordata, Mammalia, Rodentia, Castoridae. The record is from RefSeq and is a predicted model, not a curated record.
GCGCCUGCGCGAGUCGCUUCUGCGGCGUGAGGCAGUCAAGAGCUCUGCGGGUGCACGUGGAGCCGAACUUUGCUGCGUGGUGUCCCGGCCGGAGCCCCCUCACGUACCAUGGGGCGCAAGUUGGAUCCUACAAAGAAAGAAAAGCGCGGGCCUGGCCGAAAGGCCCGAAAACAGAAGAGCGCUGAGACUGAGCUCGUCAGAUUCUUGCCUGCAGCUAGUGAUGAAAAUUCCAAGAGGCUGUCUAGUCGUGCUCGAAAGAGGGCAGCCAAGAGGAGGUUGGGGUCUUUUGAAGUCUCUAAGACAAACAAAUCUCCUGGGACCAAAACAUUACCUGGAAAGCUACCAAAAGGAGCAGUCCAGACACCUGGUGAGAAGAGAGCCCAGUCCUUAAUUAACACUGGUCGAGGUAAGAAGCGCCCAGCCCCACCACAUAGCAGUGACGAGGAAGAGGAGGAGGAAGACUCUGAAGAAGAUGGUGUGGUGAACCAGGGGGACCUCUGGGGCUCUGAGGACAGUGAUGCUGAUAUGGUUGAUGACUAUGGAGCUGACUCCAGAUCAGAGGAUGAGGAUGCAGGUGAAAAGUUGCUGCCCAUUGAAAGAGCUGCUCAGAAGCAGAAGGCUCAGGAAGCUGCUGCUGGGGACCAGUGGAGUGAGGAGACUGAUGAAGAGGAAGACGAGGAAAUAUUUCCUGAGUCAGGCCCCAGAAAGGAUGGUGAAACAGAUGGAAGCCUGCAGAUCAAUGUGGACGAGGAGGAGCACUUUGUGCUGCCCUCUUCCGGGGAUAUGGAGCAGGAUGCUCAGGCUCCAGACCUGCAACGAGUUCACAAGCGGAUUCAGGAUAUAGUGGGAGUGCUGCGUGAUUUUGGGGCUCAGCGGGAAGAAGGUCGGUCUCGUUCUGAAUAUUUGAAUCGGCUUCAGAAGGACCUGGCCACUUAUUACUCAUAUGGAGACUUCCUGCUUGGCAAACUUAUGGAGCUCUUCCCUUUGUCUGAGCUAAUAGAGUUCUUAGAAGCCAAUGAGGUACCUCGUCCCAUCACCCUCCGGACCAAUACCUUGAAAACUCGACGCCGGGACCUUGCUCAGGCUCUAAUUAAUCGUGGGGUUAACCUGGAUCCCUUGGGCAAAUGGUCAAAGACUGGACUUGUAGUAUAUGAUUCUUCAGUGCCCAUUGGUGCUACUCCUGAGUACCUGGCUGGGCACUAUAUGCUGCAGGGAGCCUCCAGCAUGUUGCCCAUUGUGGCCUUGGCACCCCAGGAACAUGAGCGGAUCCUGGACAUGUGUUGUGCUCCUGGAGGAAAGACAAGUUACAUAGCUCAACUGAUGAAGAACACAGGUGUGAUCCUUGCCAAUGAUGCCAGUGCUGAGCGGCUCAAGAGUGUUGUGGGCAAUCUACACCGAUUGGGAGUCACCAACACCAUUAUUAGCCACUAUGAUGGACGCCAGUUCCCCAAGGUGGUAGGGGGCUUUGACCGAGUACUGCUGGAUGCUCCUUGCAGUGGCACUGGAGUCAUCUCUAAAGACCCAGCUGUGAAGACUAACAAGGAUGAGAAGGACAUUCUGCGCUGUGCUCACCUUCAGAAAGAGUUGCUCCUGAGUGCUAUUGACUCUGUCAAUGCCACAUCCAAGACAGGAGGUUACCUGGUCUACUGCACGUGUUCUAUCAUGGUGGAAGAGAACGAGUGGGUGGUAGACUAUGCCUUGAAAAAGAGGAAUGUGCGGCUGGUGCCCACAGGCCUGGACUUUGGUCAGGAAGGUUUUACCCGCUUUCGAGAAAGGCGCUUCCACCCUACCCUGCGUUCUACCCGACGCUUCUACCCUCACACCCACAAUAUGGAUGGUUUCUUUAUUGCCAAGUUCAAGAAAUUCUCCAAUUCUAUUCCUCAGUCCCAAACAGCUACCCCUACAGAUCUAGACAUGCCUGACCUGGUCACCAACAAGUCUGAGAAGAGCCACCCAGACAAAAAAGCCAAAGGGACUGCAAAGGCAAAGCAGCAGUUGGAGAAACGUCAGCAUCCCAAAAAGGCCACCCUCCAGAAGGUGAAUGGCAUCUCCAAAGGGCCAGAGUCAGAAUUGUCUGCUGUACCUUCUGUCAUAAAGGGCCAAGCAUCCUCAAGGCUCCAGGAGAGCAGUCAGUCUGCUGGAAAAGCUAAAGUGAUAAGGGAACCAAAGGUGACUGGCAAGCUAAAGCGACAGGCUCUUAAAUUCCAGAAGAAGAAAGCCCCUCUUGUGGGUGUGGACACAGAAACACCUGCUGUGCUAUCCCUUUCUAAGACUCAGGCCACUCCAAGGCUUAAGAACUGUGAUCAGUCCCUUGGGAAGGCCAAAGGGACUGAGAAAAUAAAGCAGCAGAAACAGAAUGGCACCUCUAAGGGAACUCCAGCUCCCACUGGGUCUCCUUUCAGUUCCAGCCGGCCCCCACUAGCAAAGAGGAGAAAAUCUGUAGCCAGCAGGCAGCCUCUGCUGUCUUAGAGGGAUGUGGGAAACUAAGACUGGGCUGGUUCACUGCCGUUGUCAUUGGGUUGGAGCUCUGUGAGGAUGGCGUUCCUGCUGUUCAUACACAUGAAAUUUAAUACAC